AUGGGGUUUUUACAGGUCAUUUUCGAGAGAGACUCCAAGACUGUUAUCAAGAAGCUCUUGUCUAAUGCGCCAAACAUUUUGGAAAUAAGCAGUAUGAUUCGGGAGAAAUCAGGUGGCCCAUUACCUGGCGAGGAUGCAUUACUUUAUUCCUCUAACAGUUUCUGGGAUAAAGAAGACCACCCUUAUCCCGCCAAUCCCCCACCUCAACAGCAACAGCUUUACCAGCCUUUCCGGCCACCUCCGUCUCCGCUCCCUCCUAAAUUCCGGUCACUCGACAUCCCGGGUCGCUUGGAGGUGUUGGCAAACCGGCUUGGCCUUUGGUUCGAGUAUGCUCCACUUAUCCCUUCUCUUUACCGGGAAGGCUUUACGCCUCCUUCUAUAGAAGAAAUCACUGGGGUUUCUGGGGUUGAGCAGAACAGACUGAUAGUUGGUUCCCAGGUAAGAGACUCGCUUGUUCAAUCCAAUACUGAUGAAGAGCUUAUGUCUUUUUUCGAUACCGGUGGUGCUGAAUUGCUUUAUGAGAUUAGGCUUUUGAGUGCUUCUCAAAGAGCUGAAGCCGUUCGAUAUAUAGUCGAAAAUCGGCUUGAUGCUAAAGGUGCACAGGAUUUGGCUAGAGCUAUUAAGGAUUUCCCGAGAAGGCAAAUGGAUAAAGGUUGGAGUAGGUUUGAUUAUGGGCUUCCUGGGGAUUGUUUGUCGUUUAUGUAUUAUAGGCAAAGUAGGGAACAUAGGAAUCCUUCUGAAGAAAGAACUGCUGCUUUGAACCAAGCAUUGGAAUUGGCUGUGUCCGAGAGUGCUAGAAAUGAGGUUUUAAGAGAGUUGGAGGGUGGGAAAGAUGAAACAGAAGAGAAGGGAGAUGAUUUGGGAGCUCCGGUUCGGGUUCCAGUCGUUACGAUGCAUUCCGGUGAAGUUGCCGAGGCUUCUAGUGUGGUGUUUUUGCCUGUUUGUAAGGCGGAGGAGGGUGUCGAGCUGAUUUUGGAAGCGCCUUUUGAAUGUAGGAGUGGAGGGGAUUUCGGUGUGGUGGAGGCUGAGAAAGAGUGGAAGAGGUGGGUGGUUUUGCCCGGUUGGGAACCGCUAGCCAGGUUAAAGGAAGGCGGCAUUGCGGUCGUAUUCAAUGAUGCAAGUGUUAUACCGUGGAAGGCGAAUAGGUGGUAUAUGGAAGAGGCUAUUAUAGUGGUUACAGAUCGGAGUAGAAAAGAGGUCGAAUUGGACGGUGCGUUUUACUUGGCGAUGGUUGAUGGUGCGUUGAAAGUGGAUAGAGAAUCGGAAUUGAAGGAAAUGGGUGUGAAGGAGUGUAUAGGAACUGUGAUAUUGGUGGUUAGGCCACCUAAAUAUGGUACUAGUGAUCAAUUGAGCGAUGAAGAUUGGGAAUGAAAAGAAUCGAAACUUGAAAGUGGGUGGUUUUGUUUUAAUCCUGAUAGCAAAUAGAGAUAUUACUGCAGGCCAUCAAUGCCCCCGUAGCUAGAUUUCUGCAACAUUCUAUACGGUGCCAAAUGAUGGCUUCGUUUUUAGCGAAUGAACGUGAGUGUAAUACUUUGUUGCAUUGUUUGUUUCAUAUCAUGUAA
Hibiscus syriacus is the source of this 1562-nucleotide messenger RNA. Its product is annotated as rubisco accumulation factor 1.1, chloroplastic-like. The record is from RefSeq and is a predicted model, not a curated record. NCBI's taxonomy places the organism in Eukaryota, Viridiplantae, Streptophyta, Magnoliopsida, Malvales, Malvaceae. The transcript has 3 exons. Gene Ontology annotation, cellular component: chloroplast. The coding region runs from base 1 to 1371 and encodes 456 amino acids.